GGCGCGCCCCUCUCCAAGGCAGCGGAUCUCAGCCCAAUUUGAGCAUGGAGAUUUCUUCCCACCAGUUUCACCUCCUGCAGCAGUUAAAUGAACAGCGCAGGCAGGAGCUGUUCUGCGACUGCAGCAUUUUGGUUGAGGGGAAAGUCUUCAAAGCCCACCGGAAUGUGCUCUUUGCCAGCAGUGGCUACUUCAAAAUGCUCCUUUCCCAGUGCUCGAAGGAAGCCAGCCAGCCCACGACAGCCACCUUCCAGGCCUUUUCUCCUGAAACGUUUUCCGUUAUCCUGGACUUUGUGUACUCGGGCAAACUCUCCCUUACCGGGCAAAACGUGAUCGAGGUCAUGUCGGCGGCCAGCUACCUGCAAAUGACCGACGUCAUUAGCGUUUGUAAGACGUUCAUUAAAUCUUCCUUGGACAUCAGUGAGAAGGAAAAGGAUCGAUAUUUCAGUCUCUCGGACAAGGAAGUGAACUCCAAUGGCGUGGAACGUUUGUGCCUGUACGGGCCUGGCUGGAAGGUAGAGAGCAGCCCGCCCCACGCCCACUUAAGCCCAGAUCAAGGGACAUGUAUAGUCAGUGGGAAUUCGUGGAGCAAUUUCAGCUACUACCCGUCUGCUCAGCGGAAUGCCCAGCAGCUGUCCAAACAGGACCAAUGGCAGGAUUCCAUGAAGAAGAGCAGCCGCCAUAUAGGAUUGCCGCAGCCCGCGGACAUCCCUCACUAUAAAUCGAGCAAGCUGGAAGAGCGAGCUUCAGAACCUGCAAGCCACGUUCCUGCCUCGGAAGAGGAUGUCCAGAUUGAUUCAGAAGGGGAUUCUGGCCACAGUGGCUAUCAGUACAGUGCAGGACCUGACGCCCUCCCGAGGGGCUUGGCAAUGUCGCAGCAAGAGCACGAGUCCCCCCAUUCUGCUGGCAAGUUGAAAUCACCCAAGGGGGAUGAGCAAUAUCCUAGCAUGCACUCGGUAUUGGGAGUAAUGGGGAGCUGGGCUGACGAUGAUCUGCCCAGGAUGAGAUUCAAGUGCCCCUUUUGUACUCAUGUGGUGAAACGGAAAGCAGACCUGAAGCGCCACCUUCGCUGCCACACGGGAGAAAGGCCUUACCCCUGCGAAGCGUGUGGGAAGCGGUUCAGCAGGCUGGACCACUUGAGCAGCCACUUCCGGACAAUCCACCAAGCUUGCAAACCCAUCUGCCGAAAAUGCAAGCGUCACGUGACUGAAAUGACCGGGCAGGUGGUCCAGGAAGGAACAAGACGGUACAGACUUUGCAACGAAUGCCUGUCCGAAGCAGGCAUUGACAGCAUCCGCAUCGACCUGGACACGGAGCCACCGCCUGAGUUCCCACUGGAAGAAGACAAGGAAUCCAGCUGGAAUUACGGGGACGACAACAAGUCGGACAUCGAGAUUGUUGAGGACGGAUCGACUGACUUGGUCAUCCAGCAAGUCGAUGACAGCGAUGAUGAAGCAGAAGAAAAGGAUAUAAAAUCAAACACUAGCUAGUUAUGAAUGAACUGAUGAAAGC
This is a messenger RNA of Euleptes europaea (tarantolino), 1509 nucleotides long. It is a transcript of the gene ZBTB8A, whose product is annotated as zinc finger and BTB domain containing 8A. The record is from RefSeq and is a predicted model, not a curated record. The transcript has 4 exons. Bases 45 to 1487 code for a protein of 480 amino acids. Gene Ontology annotation, biological process: regulation of transcription by RNA polymerase II. Gene Ontology annotation, molecular function: protein binding; DNA-binding transcription factor activity, RNA polymerase II-specific; RNA polymerase II cis-regulatory region sequence-specific DNA binding. Lineage: Eukaryota; Metazoa; Chordata; Lepidosauria; Squamata; Sphaerodactylidae.